AUGAAGCUUCUGAUUCUGCUCUUCAGUGUACUAGCUGGUGCUUCCGCAAAGCCCCAGGGAUACAAUCUGUCACCACCUUCCGGUUCAUCUUUGCUCCCACGAACAUGUAGCAACGGGCAGGUGUUGCAUGUGGACGGCAGAUGCGUAACUCCAAGAGUCAACCGUCGUGUGUUUUUGUAUGAUGUGCCAAAAACUCCCACACCAGCAGGUCCUCCACCUUUUAUCCCUGCACCGACUGUCGAGACCAACCUUUUGUUCAUCCGAACUCCUGAAGGAGGACAAGGACCAGAUCCUAUCGUAGUACCUCCUCCACAAAGGGAACACGUCUUAUACAUCCUCAAUAAGCAAUCCGAUGAAGGUCAGAAGGUGAUCGAAGUUCCAGCUCCGCCACCUUCUGAACCUGAAGUGUACUUCGUCAACUACGCUGAAGGAGAGAAUCCAACUCUUCCAAGUGGAGUAGAUCUGCAGACUGCCUUAGAUGCGGCUUCUGAUGGAGGCGGUCAAGUAGUCGGAGGUUCUGGUGCAGGUAUUGCAGUUUUUUCUGGAAUCAGCAAUGGUUUUGGAAACUCGAAUGGUAUCGGCAGCAACAACGGGCUUACAAUUACCAAUGGUUUAAGUAGUAACGGUUUCGGAAGUACCAACGGUUUUGGAAGCACCAAUGGCUUUGGAAUUGCCAACGGAUUUGCAAGCACAAAUGACUUUGGAAGUACUAACGGGUUUGGAAGCUCCAGUGGUUUUGGAAGUACAAACGGGUUUGAAAACGCUAAUGGCUUUGGGAGUACCGACGGCUUUGGACGCACCAGUGGCUUUGGAAGUACCAACGGGUUCGGAAGCACCAAUGGUUUUGGAAGUCCGAAUGGGUUUGGCAGCAGCAACAACGCCUUUGGAAUCACUAAUGGUUUUGAGAGCAUCAGUGGAUUUGGUACAAGUGGAGUGAGCGGCAACGGAUUUGGAAGUACUAAUGGGUUUGCAAGUCCCCGUAGCUUUGGAAGCGCCAAUGGCUUUGUAAGUACCAAUGGGUUUGGUAAUAGUGGAUUUAAUAACAACAAUGUUUUCGAAGGCUCUUUUACUCUAGGUGGCAAUGGUUUUGCAAGCAGCACCAGUCAUGACAACGGCAUUGGUUUUGCGAGCAAUGAUGCCCAAGGAAGUAAUGGAGGUUUGGCAAUUAACGGUGGCAGCGGUAUCGCCACUCUCCCAAACAGCGGACAAGCUUCAUCACUACCACAGUUGUAUACAGCACCUUAA
Messenger RNA from Penaeus monodon (black tiger shrimp), 1245 nucleotides. RefSeq names its product cell wall protein IFF6-like. Lineage: Eukaryota; Metazoa; Arthropoda; Malacostraca; Decapoda; Penaeidae. The transcript has 2 exons. The coding region runs from base 1 to 1245 and encodes 414 amino acids. The record is from RefSeq and is a predicted model, not a curated record.